This is a messenger RNA of Saccostrea cuccullata (small rock oyster), 947 nucleotides long. RefSeq names its product elastase-1-like. The record is from RefSeq and is a predicted model, not a curated record. Gene Ontology annotation, biological process: proteolysis. The coding region runs from base 112 to 903 and encodes 263 amino acids. NCBI's taxonomy places the organism in Eukaryota, Metazoa, Mollusca, Bivalvia, Ostreida, Ostreidae. The transcript has 6 exons. Gene Ontology annotation, molecular function: serine-type endopeptidase activity.
UUUUGUAAUUAUUGCAUGAGAAAAGGUGCAUAUUGUGCUCACCAGAGAACUAUAAAAUGCCUGGUCCGCAACGCUAUUUAGCUAUCCUCUAGAGACAGUACACAGACAGACAUGUGGACAUUGGCUCUUCUUCUUGUCGGAGUUUGUUCCGCCGCACCCAUGAGCAAGAUUGUUGGGGGAUCCAAUGCUACCCCUAACGACUGGCCCUGGCAGAUUUCCCUGCAGUUCCAGGGUUCCACUGGGGGCUACGGACACAUUUGUGGCGCCUCCCUCAUCUCCGAAAAUUACGCCUUGACCGCCGCACAUUGCGUGUCUCACGAUCCCACCGUCUCCAAAUACAGACUGCUUCUGGGGGAACACCAGUUCAGUGUCACUGCAGGAACCGAACAGACAAUUACUCUGUCCAACAUUUUAAUGCAUCCGCAAUACAGUGAUAGCGCCGGAGGAUUCCCGCAUGACAUUGCCAUCCUUAGACUGUCCUCCCCCGCCAAACUGAAUGAAUUCGUGAAAGUAGCCACCCUACCCACCUCCACCAGUACUUCCUUCUACAACGGAAGAACUUGUUACAUCACCGGAUGGGGACGUCUCAGCGGAGGUGGCUCUCUCCCCGACACUCUGCAGGAAGCCCAGACCACAGUUAUCUCCCACAGUAACUGUCGUAGCGCCCUUGGUAUGUCGGGACUCCUCUACCUCCAGGAGGGACCACAUGUUUGCGUCUACACCGGUAGCAAUGGAGCAUGUAAUGGCGACUCUGGUGGCCCCCUUGUCUGUGACGUCAACGGUGUCUGGGAAUUAGCGGGCGCCACUUCCUGGGGUCUUCAGAACUGCCCCACCUCUAGCCCCACCGUCUACACCCGUGUGUCUAACUAUCUGAGCUGGAUCCGCCAGAAUACAGACUUGUAAAUAUGUCGGGUUCUCCAAGGAGAAUUUUAAUGGAAUAAAGUACA